AUGUCGUCAAACGGGUCGCAAACCAAGAAUGGCAGUGCCAACGGCCAGGGAAGCAGCGUGCCCAACGAGAAGUCGCCCGCCACGAGGUCGACGUAUAUCGCACCCAAGGCGAAGCCGGUGCCCAAGGCCAAGAAGGAUGGCGCGCUCGCGAGCUUCAAGAAGCUUCGUCUGGCGUCUAAGCGGCCGCUGCCCACGCAGAGCGGCGAUGGCACCUAUCUCACCGUGGUGAAGCGACCGGGCCUGAAGGAGGACAUCCGCCGUCUUUCCAUGAAGGAUUUCAAAACUCUCCUCGAGAUCGUGUCCCACAAGGUCAAGGGCGAGACCCAGGUCGACGACAAGACCAUGAUCAUGGAGAGGACCAUCCAGAUCGUCGCCGGGCUUUCGGACCACUCCAAGGUCCAGGAGGCCCUCACCAACAGCUUCAUCGACCAGCUGUGGAACUCGCUGGACCACCCGCCGAUGCUCUUCAUGGGCGACGCGUACCGCUUCCGCCAGCCCGACGGCUCCAACAACAACCCCUACUAUCCCAGGAUGGGGGCGGCCAAGACGCCGUAUUCGCGGUCCUGCAAGCCCAAGAACCUGCAGCUCGGCGCGCAGCCAGACCCCGAGGCCGUCUAUGAGGCCGUCAUGGCCAGAGGCGAGUUCAAGGAGAACCCCAACAAGGUCUCCAGCAUUCUGUGGUACUGGGCCACCAUCAUUAUCCAUGACCUCUUCUGGACGAACUCUACAGACCCCAACCAGAACGACUCCUCCUCAUAUCUGGAUCUGGCUCCGUUGUAUGGCUGCUCCAAGGAGGCCUGCGACUCGGUCCGAACUUUCAAGGGCGGAAUGCUCAAGGCCGAUUGCUUCGCCGACCGGCGUCUGAUUGGGAAUCCUCCUGGUGUCUGCAUCAUCCUCAUCAUGUUCAACCGCUUCCACAACCACAUCGCCGCCAACCUGGCCGAUAUCAACGAGGGCGGCCGAUUCACCAAGCCCUCCAAGGACCUCCCCGAGGAGGCUGCCGCCGUCGCCUGGGCAAAAUACGACGAGGAGCUCUUCCAGACUGCGCGCCUGGUCACCUGUGGUCUGUACAUCAACAUCACCCUGAUUGACUACGUCCGCAACAUCAUCAACCUCAACCGCUGCGACACCACCUGGACGCUCGACCCCAGACAGGAGAUGGGCGUCUCCAUGGGGACCAAGGAGGGAUCCGAAGCCGGAACCGGCAACAUCGUCUCCGCCGAGUUCAACCUCUGCUACCGCUGGCACUCGUGCAUCUCCGACGCCGACGACAAGUGGAUCCAGGACUUUUACAAGGAGCUGCUGGGCGACAACUACGGGCCCAUGAACUUCCAGGUCAUGAUGAUGGCCAUCAAGAAGUUCGAGAUGUCGGUCGCCAAGGACCCCGGCGAGCGUGUCUUUGGCGGCAUGAAGCGCGGCCCCGAUGGGAAGUUCAACGACGACGAGCUCGUCGAAGCCCUUGCUACUGCCAUCGAGCAGCCCGGCGGUGCUUUCGGCGCCCGCAACGUUCCCCGAGUGAUGAAGCCCGUCGAGAUGCUGGGCAUCAUUCGAGGCCGCAAGUGGAACCUGGCCGGUCUGAACGAGUUCCGCAAGCACUUCGGCUUGAAGGCCUACGAGACCUUUGAAGAUAUCAACUCCGAUCCCGAAGUCGCAGACUCGCUUCGCCACCUCUACCAGCACCCCGACAACGUCGAGCUGUACCCCGGCAUCGUCGCCGAGGAGGCCAAGACCCCGAUGGCUCCUGGCGUUGGCAUUGCCCCUACUUACACCAUCUCCCGUGUCGUCUUGUCCGACGCCGUGGCCCUGGUGCGUGGCGAUCGCUACUACACCACCGACUACAACCCUCGCUACCUGACCAACUGGGGCUUCAAGGAGGUCAGCUACGACCUCGACGUAAACCACGGAUGUGUCUUCUACAAGCUCUUCCUGCGCGCCUUUCCCAACCACUUCAAGGACAACUCCGUCUAUGCCCACUACCCCAUGGUCAUCCCGUCGGAGAACCACACCAUUCUGACGGACCUGAAGCGCGUCGAGCGCUUCAGCUUCGACCGCCCGGUCUUCGCCGCGCCCCCCGUCACCAUCACCUCGUUUGGCGGCGCCAAGCACAUCCUGACCAAGCAGGACAAGUACCGCGUUUCGUGGCAGGACGGCCUCGGCCACCUCAUGGGCGAGGGCGGCCGUGCCUUUGUGCUCUCGGGCGAAGCUGAUUUCCAGGCUCAGCAGCAGAAGUGCCUGAGCGUGCUGCUUUCCAAGGAGAACUGGAAGACUUCCGUCCGGUCUUUCUACUCCAUGAUUGGACAGAGGCUCCUCGCUGAGAAGUCGUACAAGCUGGGCACCAAGACAUAUGUCGACAUUGUCCGCGAUGUUGGUAACAUGGCUCACACUCAUUUCGUCUCGCGGGUGUUCAACCUCCCUCUCAAGACGAAUCAGAACCCCAAGGGCGUCUACUCGGAGCAGGAGCUGUAUAUGGCUCUGGCUGUCGUCUACCUCAGUGUCUUCUGCAGCGUUGACCCCGUCGAGUUGUUCCCUCUCCGCCAGCAGGCCAAGCAGGUGGCUACCCAGUUGGGCAAGGUCAUCGAGAUGAACGUCAAGCUGGCUACUACCCUAGGCAUGAGUGGAUUCUUCACUAAGCAGGAUAAGAGUGAUCCUCUGGCAUCGUAUGGUGUUAGCUUGGCCAAGUGCCUCAAGAAGGAGGGUCUGAGCACUGAUGACAUUGUCUGGAGUCAGAUCUUGCCUACUGCCGGCGCCAUGGUGCCUAAUCAGGGACAGGCGUUUGCCCAAUCUGUCGACUGGUAUCUGUCACCUGCUGGUGAGCAAUACCGUGCUGAGCUCCACCGCAUUGCUCUGCUGGAGUCUGGCGCCGAGACUGACGCUCUCCUCCUUGGAUACGCCAUGGAGGGUGUUCGCAUGGCCGGUGGUCUGGGCCUUCACCGCGAGGCCGUGUCAUCCGAUGUCAUUGCCGAGGAUGACGGCUGCAAGGUGAACAUCCAGGCCGGCGACAAGGUCUUCGUCUCCUUCACGUCCGCCGCCAAGAACGCCGCCCACUUCCCCAGCCCCGACGUCGUCGACCCCAAGCGACCUCUGGAUUCAUACAUCCAUUCUGGCCUCAGUGCCCACACCGACCUCAGCCGUGAAGUCAGCCACAUUGCCCUGACGGAGCUCUUCCGCACCGUCUUCCGCAAGAAGGGCCUGAAGCGCGCGGCUGGACCCCAGGGCGAGAUGAAGAAGGUGAACGGCAACACCAGUGUGUAUAUGAACGAGGAAUGGAGCAGCCUGUGGCCGUUCCCUACCGCCAUGAAGGUUACGUGGGACGAAUAA
Messenger RNA from Ilyonectria robusta, 3318 nucleotides. Its product is annotated as heme peroxidase. Gene Ontology annotation, biological process: response to oxidative stress. NCBI's taxonomy places the organism in Eukaryota, Fungi, Ascomycota, Sordariomycetes, Hypocreales, Nectriaceae. The transcript is spliced from 5 exons. The coding region runs from base 1 to 3318 and encodes 1105 amino acids. Gene Ontology annotation, molecular function: heme binding; monooxygenase activity; oxidoreductase activity, acting on paired donors, with incorporation or reduction of molecular oxygen. The record is from RefSeq and is a predicted model, not a curated record.